Pisolithus orientalis is the source of this 546-nucleotide messenger RNA. RefSeq lists its product as uncharacterized. Lineage: Eukaryota; Fungi; Basidiomycota; Agaricomycetes; Boletales; Pisolithaceae. The coding region runs from base 1 to 546 and encodes 181 amino acids. The transcript has 4 exons. The record is from RefSeq and is a predicted model, not a curated record.
AUGUUCGGCAGGUCUUCCCUAUUCUCAACUGUCCUGACUCUCACUGUCUCCAGCUUCUUUGCAGCUGCCUCACAACAACCUUUCUCAACUCUGGACCCAUCCUUGCCCUUGGAGUCUUUCCAGGCUGCCAAUAAGGUCUUGUUUGCUUGUAGUGUUGCAGAUGGGUCAUUUGAUAAGCAGGAUAUGACAUCCAACAUGACUGCUCAACAGGUCAGCUGCCCAUACCACUACUGCAACCCCCCUCAAGUGGUACUUGUCCCAGUUCAGUUCACUGCUCCAACAUCCUUUGCUGGAGCAUCCUUGUCCAUGCACUAUCUGGUAGUGAACUUGGAGCCACUGGUACUACCUCCAUACUACUGGUACUACCUCUGUACUACUGGUAGUGAAUGUGGUACCACUGGGUACUAUGAACUCAGUACUGCUGAUACUACCUUGGGGACUGGUACUGUGAACUUGGUACCAUGCCAGUGCUACCAUGGCAAGAACCAUGUUGGGACCACCAGCAAAUAUCAGAUUCCUCCAUUGGGUGAUUUGCUACUAAUUUGA